This is a messenger RNA of Solenopsis invicta (red fire ant), 2125 nucleotides long. Its product is annotated as ADP-ribosylation factor-like protein 6-interacting protein 6. The record is from RefSeq and is a predicted model, not a curated record. Bases 354 to 872 code for a protein of 172 amino acids. NCBI's taxonomy places the organism in Eukaryota, Metazoa, Arthropoda, Insecta, Hymenoptera, Formicidae. The transcript has 4 exons.
UCGCGUACACCCGCGCUUGUCUCACCUUUAUUUUUGGAAGCGGUGGAGUCGGCGUCAGCGGCGGCGCGGUGCCUGUCAUAAAGUGUUUGGACGUGCGUUUGUAUACGCGCGUGUCCCCGACCGAUCACGAGCGAUGGCGAUCACGCGAACGAUGACGACGACGACGACGUUCGAACAGAGGAGGAUGUUCGAUUCGACAUCGCUGACGAACGGCAACGGUACCCUCGCCGGGAUUGAGAAAGCGGCGCCGGCGAGCAGGUUCUGGGCGAAGAUUCGCGUCAACGAGUGGACGUUCAGUCUGAUGCUCUUCGCGUUCUCGCUCGCCAUCGUCCUGGCCAAGCUGUACGUGAAUUAUGGGACGUUCCCGGCGGUCUGAGUCGCCUCCACGAGGAGAGAAUCGUUGUCGCGUGAAACUGCGAAACACGACUGUAGAGAAUCGUUGCCGGUGCCGUUCGACGGGUCGGUCUAUCAGAGACGCGACACUUUUUUGUUUUGAUUACGUUUUGGAAGCGGGAUUGCUGACGACAAUGCGAAUAUCCGUCUUCGGGGGAAGCCUGCGUGCCGUUGCAAGCCGAUUAUCAGAUAGCGGGAAAUUCUUGAAUGCCAGUAAUCAGUAUGCAGAGGUAGCCACUGAUGUACUCGCCACUUUUUAUGGGAAAUACGGGUGGCUAUUGAAAGCGACGAUGAGCGGACUUGUGAUAACAGGUUUCACUUGGUUCAUCCUUUACAAGGACAGCAGUGAACCCGGUGUCAACCCACCGUCUCCUUUUAGUCCUUCUAAGCAGAGAAUACGUGGCAGCUCGAGGAUACAAAUAAAUUAUUUAGUCGGUGUGCUAAAUGGGAUAUUAUGUUUUGUCUACAUGUGUCUCUAAAUCAAUGGAAGAUGUCUUCGAUUUUUAAAGGAAGGUUCUAUUUUUUUUAUUUUUUUAUUUAUAUAGUAUUAUAUUUAUUUCACUAAUUUAUGUUGUCGGUGGCACUGCGUUUAUUUAUGAGUAGCUCUUGUAUACAAAAAAGGAUACUAAUGAUAGAGAAUCUUGGUUUUGUAGCUCUUUGUAGAUUAACAUGCUACGCAAUGCUUUCGUAAGUAACUGUUGUCUUCGAGGAAGUCAAAUCAAAUGUCGCAAAAACGCGUAGAAGCAUAUUUCCAAAAAUGCGAGGAACUUUGAAUGCGAUUAGUAUGCAAAGAACUCGUUCUACUUCCAUAUAUACUGGUAGUUAUCGCUACUAAUGUGCAGAAAGUAUUAAAGUGAGGUUGCACUAUACGCAACGACCAAAAACGUUGUAGUACAAAAAAAAUACAUACGGUUCCAUACUCUCUUUUCCAAAUUAUAUAUAGUUAGUAUUGUUGCUGUUUAAGACUGAUGAAUUAUCUGAUGAAAGGGCAUAUUUAUUGUAAGCUGUAUAGGAAUAAGUGUUGCGACGUACAAAUUUACUUUGUAUACAGAAUAUAUAUAUUUUUGCAUGCUUACUAAGGAUAAAUGGCUGAAAAAUAUGUAAGGCUAUGAGUGACAUUAUAUUUAAUAUUUAACACAUCGUUUUCUGGAUGUAGAACACAUUUUUGAAAACGGUUGAAGUCUCUCUUUAGGUAGCUAAGAAUAUCGCGAGAAGAAACGAGCUUCCGAGGCACACAUGUGCAAGUGUAUAUUUACGCAUUUAAAUAAUUUCAACAGAUUCAAAUGGAGAGUUCCAUGGCAGCUCUAAAUAUCAAGAUUGAAAUUACGACUUUCAAGUAUAAAUGUUUAUAAAAAUUUAUGACAUUAUAAAACUUAUAAAAAUUACAAAACAUUUUUUGUAAACAUUGGGGAACACAAGAAAUAAGUGUUAUGUUUCAGAGAAAAUUAUAUGAACUUAGAGUAAUUCUCAAAGGUUUAUCGCGCGAUAAGAGUCUCGUCUUUCCCAGUCGCAGGAUUAAUAUUACGAAAUAAGGUACGCUAUGAAAAAAUGUUUUAUUUUUUUAAAAAUAAGAUAUACUAACAUAGACAUUUGAAAAGAGAGAGUAUGUAUUAAUAGAGUAUAAGCUGCGCCUUAUUGUAAAUAUUAUUGCUGUACGCGUGCGGCACGAGUUCUUCGGCGUCCGCAAGAACAAAACCCUGUUUAAUAAAAGAUGAAUUACUUCCGCUUGUAA